This is a messenger RNA of Amphibalanus amphitrite, 4122 nucleotides long. Its product is annotated as PAN2-PAN3 deadenylation complex subunit pan3-like. Gene Ontology annotation, molecular function: poly(A) binding; protein kinase activity; ATP binding. Gene Ontology annotation, biological process: mRNA processing; protein phosphorylation; nuclear-transcribed mRNA poly(A) tail shortening. Gene Ontology annotation, cellular component: PAN complex; P-body. The transcript is spliced from 13 exons. Lineage: Eukaryota; Metazoa; Arthropoda; Thecostraca; Balanomorpha; Balanidae. The record is from RefSeq and is a predicted model, not a curated record. The coding region runs from base 127 to 1932 and encodes 601 amino acids.
AUAUCUGGUGCUUGCCGUGUGUUGUUUUGGUGCAGAAUUUCGCAGGGUAUGUUGAUGUUUAGCAACAUCAGUAGUAAUAAAGCCGUUAGGUGAUUAUUUACACUAGAUUGUUUUACAGGUGUUGAAAUGGACAAUGUUUUUAUUCCAUUUUCUUCAUCUGGUCUGCCACAAGGAUCUAAACUUUCAACAUACCUUACUAGUCGUGUGCCGGACCGGCCUGAGCUGAGCAGCGCUCUAUCGGGCCUGACACUCAGUCCGGCCGGCAAGGGCCGCGGCCUGGGCCCCUCGGCGCGCCCCUUCACACCGGAGAGCACGGCUAACGGCUCACCACCGCAGUCGGCGGCCGCUCCGGCAGGGCCCGCCACCGCGGCCGGACCGCCGGGACAGGAGGCCGCCGACGCCGCGCCCCUGUUUGAGGAGAAUGUGGGCGGCACGACGUACUACUUCCGCGCCGAGGACGCGGCCGUGCAGAAGUCUGCUGAGCCGCCGACCAUCACGCCGCCCUACACGGCGUACGUGGCGCCGCCCGCGCGUCUCUCGGACGCCCAGGCGGCCACCCACCCGGCCAGCUUCUUCGUCAGCGACCAGCUGCGGGAGGCGAUCCUGCGCCAGCAGCACGUGCUGCUCAUGCAGGCCAACCCGCAGGCCUUCCCCGACCUGCCCACCGAGGUGGACAACUACCACGAGCUGUGUCCUUUGGAGCCGCCCGGCCAGCCGCACAAGUCCAGCACGUUCGGUUACGUCACCAGCGCCUACAAAGCCACCAACACCAAGUCGGGACAGUGCUACUGCCUGCGGCGGAUACACGGCCUGAGACUGUCCGGCACCAAGUGUCUCCAGCUGGUGGCCCUCUGGAGCAAGGUGAACCAUAGCAACCUGGUCACACUCCGGGAGCUCUUCACCACGAAAAGCUUCGGAGAUAACUCGGUGGUGAUGGUGUACGACUUUCUGCCUGCUGCCGAGACGCUGAUGGCGCGCCACUUUAGCCAGCCGCCGCAGCUGAACGGAUUCGCCGACCCGUUCCAGGACCCGAGCAUACCGCGGCCCUACAGCGCCCAGAAGAACGCCGUGCUCCGACAGCAGAACGCGCUGAUACCGGAGCCGCUGAUCUGGAGUUACGUGAUCCAGCUGACGGGCGCGCUGCGGCAGGUUCACUCCAGCGGACUGGCCUGCCGCGUGCUCGACCCCAGCAAAAUCCUCGUCACCGGGAGCGACCGGCUGCAUAUCAACUGCUGCGGGGUGCUCGAUGUGCUGCUGUUUGACAACAACGCCACCAACCCGCUGGCCAUGGUGCCGCACUAUCAGCAGGAAGACCUGGUCAGCCUGGGCAAGCUGCUGCUGGCGCUGUCGUGUAACUCGCUGCUGGCCGUGCAGCGGGACAACUUCAGCACCAGCAUCAGCAUCGUGGAGCGGCACUACUCGGCCGACCUGAAGGCGCUCAUCAUGAGCCUGCUGAUGCCGCCGCGGCCGCGCACCAUCGAGGACGUGAUGCCGCUGAUCGGGGCGCGCUUCUACCAGCAGCUGGACACCAGCGGCCGGCUGGCCGAGCGGCUCGAGGACGAGCUGGGCCGGGAGGUGCAGAACGGACGACUCUUCCGGCUGCUGGCCAAAAUGUCGGCCAUCACAGAGCGGCCCGAGCUGAACCUGGAGCCGUCGUGGGCCGAGACGGGCGACCGCUACAUGCUGAAGCUGUUCCGCGACUACGUGUUCCACGCGGUGACCGACGAGGGCCGGCCGUUCCUGGACAUGGCGCACGUGGUCCAGUGCCUCAACAAGCUGGACGCCGGCUCCUCGGACAAGAUCUGUCUGAUGUCGCGGGACAUGCAGAACGUGCUGGUGGCCACGUACGCCGAGCUGAAGCAGUGCUUCCAGCGCUCCUUCCAGGAGGUGUUCGAGGAGACUCUGGCCAAGGAGGACGCCGCGGCCUCCUAGUGCCGCCCGGUACACGGACGGUCGGCCUGCGCCGGAGCCUCGCUCGGCCGGCUGCGGCGGGGGGAGGCGCGAGCGGCGCCCUGAGGUCGGUGGCGGGCGCGCGGAGAGUCUGGUAGGUUGUGUCCGGCUGUUGGCGGGGUGGCGGCGCGGCCGGGGGUGGGCGACAUGCCGCGACGCUCCCAUCCAGCCGGCCGUACCACUCCGCGGGGCUGUGGCUCGGGGGACGGGAGGGUAGGGGGCAGGGGCUGGAGCAAACUGAUGGGGUUGUGAGCAGGCCAAGCGCCGAUGAGCCGUUCAAAAGUACCACCCGUGAGCCGUUCAAAAUUACCGCCCCUCCCACCGAGUACACUCGUAUACUCACCGUCCCACUUCCUACUUACCGGUUUGUCGUCAUAAUGGAACCGAAGGUCUUAAUUCAUCUCAUUUUUAGGUAUUCAUCUAUAGGGAUCGGCCACACACACACACAGUUUCGGGACCUCGGCAACGACAAGUGGUGGCUAGGAGCUCAGUUGCAGAGUAGUCCCGAAAGUUUUCUCUUACAUAACCCUAUGGCGCUGCAUGAAAAAAGUGUCCUGCUCUGUGCUUUUACUGAGAUAUUUCAGCUUCGUUAUUUAAGUUGCUGACACUUACUACGUUCGUUUUUUAAGCUAGAUAUUGCCAGUGGCCAGAUAAGUGGUACGAUGUAAUUAGAUUCAGUCUUUCUAAGCAGAUUGAAUCAUCUCCUUAAUAGUUGCUCGCCAGUUUAUAUAUUAUAGGGCGAGUACGUGGAACAGGCGAGAUGCAAUCAUUGAGCAGUGAGCCACUGCACAAAGGGCUGGCCGUACUUAUGUCUUUCUGCACUUUCCAUGCAGAACGCGUUUAGAUCUGUCUAUUUUGCAUUUUAUUUGCUUGAAGCCCUUCGUGAUAUUACGAUGGCUGAAAAUGAACUCAAAUGAUUGCACUGCGACCGACUUGUGUGUUUAUUUAUGAUAUGCACCCAUUGAAGGUCGAUGUUUUAGCUUUAUACAUAUUUGCGCAUUAAACUUUAUAAACCAGGGAGCAUAACAUUAAUGGACCUUAUGUUCCACUCAGCAACAUGUUUCACAAAUAUGACUCGUGGCGUCUCAUUCACCCUAUUCCACCCGUCCAAAGUAUCGCCACCCAUUGAUCGAAGGUACAAACAGACCCUGCUUCCAUAACGCCCGGACGGACGCGGCCUCCGUCGGGCCGCACCCUGAGCGCGCGCUGCAAUACGGCGCUGCAAUGCAGCAUGUGGCCGGUGGCGACACUGCUUGCAGCCCCGGAUAGUUUUUGUAUGCUCUCUCAUCUGGCCUGGAAUCGGAUUAUUUUUUAUAUGAUUAUCAAAUUGAGGGGUGCACUUGUCAUCCUCUUUUACUACCAUCCGCGCUGACAGGUUUGAUCCGCUCAAAGCACGCUCUGAAGCUGUGCUGUCGGUCGGGCCCGUCCCCGAUGUGUUUUUGCGUCUCCGGAGGUGCUACUGGUGAGACCCCGUGUCCCAGGGUAGCGCGCCGUGCCGACUGGAAGGGUUUCCAACAGGGUCGCGUCGCGGUCUCUGUGGCUUGGCCGCUCCGCAGUGCGCGCGCGCUGUGGCCAGCCCAAUCAGACCGCUUGUCUUAUGUGUAAGUGUGUGUGUGGAUGCGUAUAUUUGUGCGUGCUUGCGUCGGCAUCGUGAAGCGGGCGCUGUACAAAGUCGCGGCGCUGUUACGGUCCGGCAGGAGGCAAGUGGUCUCCGCCUGCCGGGACGCUCUAUUCGAGCCGCUGACCCGGCCGACCGAACUGACCUCGGAUGGCCGUUGGUUGAUAAGCCAACGCCAGAGACAGUGAUGGCAGUAGCGAUAAGAGGCGAUUGUGUCGGUGUCAGAAUUGCAUAAUUUUAUGCGCACUUUUCGCGUAUUCGUUGCGUCGGUUUCAGCUGUCUACCGCAAUUGUGGCGAACCGGCGAAAUUCCCGACCACAACGGUCUGCAUGUAUUUAUUUACAAAAAGUGUGAUGUUUUAUACUCCAUUGUCGCAGUGAAUUCCACAAUUGUGCUCGACAUUUUUGCCUCACUAUAUCGCUGAAGUCCUGGCCGUUUUGGCUCCAGAAGUAUUUUUAAUUUCCUAGGUGUUGUAUCUAGGAAAAUAUAAAAGAGAUGUCUUAUUUUGAGACUGACAGGUAAAGCUCAUAAAAAUGAAUAAAAAUGAAAAUAUU